Scophthalmus maximus (turbot) is the source of this 2011-nucleotide messenger RNA. RefSeq names its product low affinity immunoglobulin gamma Fc region receptor II-like. The transcript is spliced from 6 exons. The record is from RefSeq and is a predicted model, not a curated record. Gene Ontology annotation, molecular function: transmembrane signaling receptor activity. Lineage: Eukaryota; Metazoa; Chordata; Actinopteri; Pleuronectiformes; Scophthalmidae. Bases 175 to 960 code for a protein of 261 amino acids. Gene Ontology annotation, biological process: cell surface receptor signaling pathway.
GCCUGAUGUGAAGCGAAACAACAAAAAAACACAUCACAUCCUGCACAAACAAACUAAUCACAGUUUCUGACCCUAGACGAUACAGGAGCAGGAAGCUGUGGCGUCUGCCUGUGAAACAACCAGAAGGGUGUGAAGCAGGCCGACAGGCAGUUGGUCUGUGAGCAGCGACGAAGCAUGGACGUGUCGACGCUGUGCGCUGUUGUCGCCACUCUGGCCGUCCUUCCCAACCGGUCCCAGUUCUUCCGGCACGAGUCCGUCUCGCUGAGCUGCGGGCAGCAGGGAAACUCUUCUGCGUGGAGGGUUAUGAUGAACACGUCCAUGAAAACAAACCAAGAGUGUCACACGUCCGGGGCUCCGGGAAACGAAUCACACUGCUUCAUCGACUGCAUCUACCCGUUUGACACCGGGGUGUACUGGUGUGAGUCGGGGGCCGGAGCGUGCAGCAACGCCGUCAACAUCUCUGUCACAGACGGCACCGUGAUCCUGGACGUCCCCGUCCGUCCUGUGACGGAGGGAGACGAUGUGACGCUGCGCUGUAAAAACUGGACCACUCCCUCCUCCGGUCUCGCCUCUCGUUUCUAUAAAGAUCAGCUUUUCAUUGGCAGCAGCUCCACGGGAAGCAUGACCAUCGCCGGCGUGUCCGAGGCGGAUCAAGGCCUCUACAAGUGCAGCAUCUCUGGAGCCGGAGAGUCAACACACAGCUGGCUGGCUGUCACAGCAGGACACCGUGAGCCGCCUAACUUUCGCCUCCUCGCUCUCAUUCUACUUCCUGUGGUGGGCGCCUGCCUCUCGCUGGCCUUGGUGACGCUGCUCGGCCUCCGGAGCCGCUGCAAAGGCAAAAGUGACCUUGAUGUUUCGUACACUGAUGUCACCAUCGCACAGGAAGUGCAACCGCAGAGGAUCAGAGACGCAGACACUACUCAAACUUUCUACUCAACACUCAACCUGGAGGCCACAUGACGGGAGACGACAGCGCCUGUGUUGAAAUGUACCAAUCAAUCAAUUCGUGGAUGAAACUCAAGAAACUGGAGAGGAAGUCUGCGUCGUCUCUUUUGUGUGUUUGAUCUAUUCACACGUCGCUUUCUCUUCUUUGGGGGAGUUUUUGUCACAUUUAGUCUCUUUGUGUUAUGAACAAUUUCCAUCUUUGCCGACAUUCAUUUUCUCUUCGUGGUCGUUCUGUGUCUCUGAGGUAGUAUCUCGUAUCUUUGCAGUUUAUCCUCGUCUCUGUGUCUGAUAUUUCUUAACAAGUCCGAUGCUUGGGAGAAAACUAUGUUUAGCUUUGACUUGAUAAUAAUAGAAAGUGCGGUGGUUGAGCCAGUCACCCCACAUUCUUUUGGCUAAUGAUUUACUCCACUUCACGGUUCACACGCCGACGGGUGACGUCACGUAUCGGCGGGAGGAAGUGGAGGCGCGUCUAAAAAUAAUUUUGGUUCCAUACAACUACCAUGCUGACGUCAUUCAGUGACGACAUUUCCACUAGUGUUAAAAAAUUAAAGGAAAUCUUUUACUUGAUGGAACCUUCACUUUCAUCAGAAACUCCAGACAGUUCAUUUUGCAGUUCGUCUCAACUAAAGAACUUCUGGUUUUGUUUCUGUCGGUGGACAAAACCCCCCCCCCCCAAAAAAAACAGUGACAUAUUUAGACUUUUUCUGUAUUUUUCUACAAUUCUAUUUACAAUUUCACCAAUUCAUAGAAAAAAGUAAUUUGUGGUGAAUCAAAGUCGAAAUAGCUCGUUAAAAAUAAUAAGCUCAGAUUGAUUCAAAAUUAAGAUUCUGCUCAGACAUUCUCGGCCGUCAGAGGAUGAACCCCUCCGGACGUUAGUGACCCGCCCCGGACUUUUUCCUCUUGCGCCACCUUGAGGUUGUUUUUUUUGUUGAUUGUGCUUUGUGUUGGUGAGUGCACGUGUAAAGGCUGACACCUACUGGCCGAGUCGAGGCGUUGCAUCUGUAUCUGUUUAAAACCCCACGGAACUGUAUCAUGUGAAUAAAAGCUGUUGCUGGGAAACAGUCAA